Messenger RNA from Corythoichthys intestinalis (scribbled pipefish), 3598 nucleotides. RefSeq lists its product as uncharacterized. The coding region runs from base 197 to 2887 and encodes 896 amino acids. The record is from RefSeq and is a predicted model, not a curated record. The transcript has 14 exons. NCBI's taxonomy places the organism in Eukaryota, Metazoa, Chordata, Actinopteri, Syngnathiformes, Syngnathidae.
ACGCUCUCGAAGAAAACACGAUGCAUCUUUCAAUUCUUGCAAGAGGUGAACAAAUAGCAGCUGACCGGUGUAAAAGCUGCUGUUCACUCUACCACUGCCCGCUGUGUCCUUCAUUAAAGGCAACUAAAUUCAGCAAGUUUAAGAAACACUUGGAAGUACACAUCCAAAAUUCCAUUUCGUUUGAAGAUAAAACGAUAUGCAGAUGCAAUCUGGAAUGCAGGAACUCAGGACAUUUCCAUUGCCCUUUCUGUCCGAAGACUGUACUAAAAAAAGUGACAUGGCCAAACACUUGGUGGCUUGUCAAAAGAGAAGUCUGAAUACAUCUGCCUUGGCUCCUGGGACCACGAUGAAUCCACUCCCAUCUACCCUAGUUGCACUGACAUCCUCACCCCUAAAGACAGUAUCCCCCUUUCCAGUCAUCAGCAAGAGCCCUUCCCAUAUUGAUGACCACACAUACUGUGCCAUGUCAACAGUUGCCCUGGAGGAUAAGCAUAUGCUGCUGGAUAAUAAGAAAGUCAAAUGUCCCCACUGCAGUCUUGUGUGCUUCAAGAAGAACAUUCCAAAACACAUCCAAAGAAAACACAAAAAAGAAUCGAAGGAUAUUUCAGUCCAGGAUCAUUUGAAUAGUGCCUGUGUGGACCCAGACAACGCAAUUUUUGCUGUGCAAAAGUCGAAGCAUGGUUUCUCUGUACCGGUUCAUGUACAAAAUAAGACCUUCGGACAUCAACACAAAGUGGAGUGUGAGUUGGAAGAGUGCAGACAAUAUCACUUCUUGGCAGUAAGAAGUGGUCUACCAUUUAAACACUGUGAGCACAUCCGCUCGUUACAGUACUGUACUCAGACAGUGAAGGAAGAAAGACUUUUGGCCAAUGUUUUGGAGGAAAUGGUGGCACUUCAAUUUUUUGGGGUGGCAAAAAAAGCCUCAUGCCUUAAAAGACAACAUGUUGCACAGAUGAGUCAUAUACCUCUCUGUGCACAAGUAGAUUUUAAGCUGACAACAAAGCAUUUGUGCUUCUCCAUAUAUGAGCCAGUUCUGAGUCAUUACACCCGUCUUGGAAGGUUAAUUGUUACAUACAAUGCUUCUGAGAAUACAUGGCAUUGCCCUUGUGCCAAACCAAGGCGUUCGUGUUUACACAAAAAUAUCAGCAAAUGGCAUUUAUUCCAAACAAAUCGUGACCUGUUUAUAACCCAGCCUCCUAGUCCAACCACACUCCAUCAGAAGCAUGACAGUACUUAUCCACCGUUGAAUGAAAACUUAAGGCAGUUGUCGAAUUACAUUUACACUCACAAAAAGCUUCCAGAUGACCUACCUGGUGAGCUUUUGCAGCCAAAGGCCACUACUGACUACAUGGCAGAAUUGCAUCCAGCAGAGACAAUUUGCACUGUCUGUCCAGACACUGUUCAGCUACAUAAAUCCACAAGAAUUACUGGAAAAGCUAAGAUAGUCACCAUGAAUGGUGUGAUUGGAAAUGUUUCGACCUAUUUCAGGAGAUGUCCACAGUGCCAAAUGGUUUACAGGUAUCAAGAACGGAAGGAUGGUCUACACAAUUUUAAUGAUCAUCUGGUACUGAGCCUUGAACUUUGUGUGUACCUAAGACACAACCUGCAGAACCAUGUAUCAAUAUCAAAGGUGAUACAUUCACUGGAAAGUCUUAGGAAAGAAAAAUUUCCUGCCCCAGACACCAUCUGCCAUGCUUACUACCACUUUGAGGCACUGACAAACCACGAUUAUUCUUUUUCGUGUGUCUGCUGUGGAUACUACCCACCAGUAGUGGUGAUGGACCUCCACAAAAAGGGAGUUUUUAAUUUACCCGUGAGUGACAUCAAGGAAGCUUCUGAAGACUUUACUGGUGAAGUCGACAUUGAACAUUUCUGGGAUAAUGUUCAACUGGAGAUGAUUUCUUACGGAUUUACCCCAAGUAUUUGGAUUUCUUUUUAUUCAUAUCUCAUGCAAAAAAACCCCUUUGGUGUUAAACCAAAUUUUGAGUAUUGGGCCCCAUGGAUUGGAAAGAAUACGCGAAAGUCAGAGGUUGUGCUUAACACGGAGUACGAAAAACUGUCAGCUUCGAAAUCCUCAGCUGAAACUGAAGUCAGCAUGGUGUCAGAGGAUCGUCUUGUUGAUGAGCUAAUGAAACAGAAGGUUUCAACUGUGCGCAAACUUUGCAAGGCCUGCAAUCUAGAUUGUAGGGGAUCACGGAUGGAUCUUAUCAUUAGGCUACGAGAAGAAAUGAAGACAAGACAUUCAUAUGAUAAAAUAUUCCAAAAGAUAUGGGGUGCAUCUGGUGGAUGGUCUGUGAUCCUCUGUCCUCAUGCUGUGGUUUACAGCCUUAAAUUUAACUUGAGGGCAGAGUCUCCGAGGGAUUUUACAGACCUCCUUUUAUCUUGGAAACAUCUUCCAAACGUCUCCGUCUAUGAUUUUGCACGAGAUACCAGUGGAAACAAUGAACAAUGUGGAACCCACUGUGCGGUCAUUACAAAUUGUGAGAGCAUAAGACCAUGCAGAGCUUCAUGGGCAGUUAAAACUCAUCCUGCUCAAGAACGGCUGCUUGCGUACAUCUUGGACAUUGAGAGGCCAGAAACGGAGUUGAUAGUCCAAACAAAUAAAGCCUGUCUGACACGUUCUGACUUUUGGACCCUUGGAUUAAACAGGGAAAUGGAAUCAACUAUAGGAAAUGCAUGUUUGGAACUUGUCCAACGAAUAGCUCAUUCAAAGGGAAAGAACAUAUUUGUGGCCGACCUCUAUGUUGUCGCGACAUGGCGUAAGCCUACAGAAUGUGACCCACUCAUGCAUUUGCCUAUUGACGUCAAAAACAGAGAUGCUGUCGUUGUUCCCAUUUGGCAACCUGGACACUUCAUGUUAUCUGUAAGUAAGCAUGAUUAUCUGUAAGCAUCACGACUGUUUACAUAAAUUGACAUGGCUAAUCCAUUUACUUUUGGGAACGGAUAGACCAUCACUGUCUUCUUGGCCAUUUCCCAACAAACUCCUCUUUUUGUUACUUACAUUCUGCAUCUGCAUUUUGACGGCUGUCUUUAAAAAUCCUGCUUCCUAUUAUAGUUUUAUUUGUAAGUAGUGUCAUGCAUGAUAAUUCUGCUUUCUUAGAUUGUGCUUACUUUUAUUUGAAACUUGAUGUGAAAAUGCUGCUUUGUUCUGUUUUGUCUUUUCACACUGUUUUAAUGUCCUCCACAUGAACUAUAUAGGUUUUGAAGCCAUUACAGAGAGACAUAGUCUUUCUAGACUCCAAAUGUACAUACACAAAAUUAGGAUUUGGUGAUCACGAGAUGAGGGAGCUUUUGAGGUCACUGACAAAAUUCAAUAUCCGUUCUUAUCUGCAUGGCAUUUCCAUGACAUUCCGGAAAAGCUUGGUUUGGUUUUUCUUAGAGGGUAUUCCUAUGUUUCAGUCUUUUUAUGGUGUCCCUUCAUUUAAAACAGAAUUGCGUUCCAAAUGAUUAAUGCAGUAAUGUGAAGCUGAAUUUAUAAAAUGGCACUAUAAAAAGCCUGCUGAAAUGGAGAAUGUUUGGUUUGCAUGAGUCAUUUGACUGUUUGGUGUGCUGUGUUUGCAUGAAAAACGUUUAUAAUUGCUUAACUACUGUAUUUAAU